AUGAGCAAUAAUAAUAUUAAUGAGGCCGGAUUCGUGGCCGUGAUAUGGGUCUGCCUGGUCCUCGGCUCCUGUUUUGUGGUCACAAGAUUGAUUCUCCAGUAUCGAGUCGACCGUCGAUGGCGCACUGACGAUUUUCUGGUGCUGGCUGCUUGGAUUCUGUACCUUGCUAAUGGCAUUCUAUGGACUGUCAUUUACAAACAACUAUACUAUAUAAUGGCUGUGAGCAAAGGCACGAUCAGUCUCGCCGAUCUUCCGUUAAACAUCGAGUGGAUCGAGAGGCGAUAUCUUCGAGGGCAGCUAGCUGGGUAUCUGAUCUCUUAUACGAGUCUGUGGCUCAUCAAACUCUCGUUUGUGUUCUUUUUCCAACACUUGGGGAAUCGCUAUCGCCUCCAACGAAUCCUUUGGUGGGCUGUUUUGGCGUUCGUCAUUGCAUCCUAUGGGGUGACGCUGGUGAAUUGCUCGAGUGCGCAUUCCAUCUGGUACGAGCGUGUGAGCUUGAAGGUAGCUACAUCUAUGGACAUUGUUUCUGAUGCUGCUAUCAUUCUUCUCUCUGGUAAUGUCAUGUGGAGGGCGAAGGUAAAUCGACCGAAGAAGCUAGGCCUGGUCGCAGUGAGCUUCUUGACCGCAUUCAUCAUCGUGAUCUCGUUGAUACGGCUAUUUCUCAGCGUUGGAGAAACGGGCAUCAUGAAUCCUGCUUGGCUCGUUUUCUGGAAUGUGGUAGAGGUCUUAGUUGCACUCGCGGCCGUUUCCGGGUUAUCCUUCUUCACUUUUUAUACAAAGCUGAAAAAGCCGCGCAGUACUCGCGAAUACGAAAGUUUCGAUUCUUCAAAGCGAUGGUUUUUCCAUUCGAGGGCAAAUUACUCUAAUGGAAGUCAGCGUGAAAACGGCAGCGUUAAUCAAGAGAGCUAUCAGAAAAAUGAUAGCGGGGUGGAUAUGCCAGUUCAGAGUCAGACUCCGAAUCAUACCGCCUUCGAACUAUAUAAGGUUGAAACCCACGACCUGAAUAUUCAGCUAUAG
This is a messenger RNA of Penicillium longicatenatum, 1017 nucleotides long. RefSeq lists its product as uncharacterized. Bases 1 to 1017 code for a protein of 338 amino acids. NCBI's taxonomy places the organism in Eukaryota, Fungi, Ascomycota, Eurotiomycetes, Eurotiales, Aspergillaceae. The transcript is spliced from 5 exons. The record is from RefSeq and is a predicted model, not a curated record.